AUGGCUGCCAUGGAAACCAUUCACCGUCUGAAGUGUAAGACGUUAGGUAAAGUAGCUUUCAAAAUUGAUAUUAGUAAAGCCUCUGAUUGGGUAGAUAGGAGAUAUUUAAAUAAUGUGAUGGAAAUAAUGGGUUUUUGUAGCAAAUGGAUUGAGUGGACGAGUAUGUGUUUGGAGUCGGUGCAAUUUUCAAUUUUGAUGAACGGAGAACUUGCAUGGUGUUACGGUGUUACGAAGAACUUGCAUGGUGUUACGGUGUGUGGAGGGGCUCCAACUCUCUCGCAUAUGUUAUUUGCUGAUGAUAGUUUUCUUUUCUUUAGGGCCAAUGAAAGGGAGGCUAAAUGCAUCCAAAAUAUUUUGUCAACAUAUGAACGCACUUCAGGCCAAGCAAUCAACAUGGUCAAGUCAGGGAUAUUUUAUAGCAAAAACACAUUGAGUGAUAUGAGUGAGACUAUCAACAAUUUAUUUGGAGUAACAAAAUGUUUGGGAACUGACAAGUAUUUGGGUAGAGGAAUUAGAUGGCUUAGUUGGCAAAAGCUAACCAUCCGAAAAGCGUUUGGAGGUACAAGGUUUCGUCAUUUCCAUGGAUUUAACAUGGCAAUGCUAGGGAAGCAAGCUAAGAAAUUUAUUUUCAACCCAAAUACUAUGGUUUCUAGAAUGCUCACAGCUAAAUAUUUCCAAGGGAGGGGUUCUUGGAAGCCUGUGUUAGACAUAACCCAAGCUAUGUCUAGUGCAAUAUCCAUACUUCCCAGGUAG
This is a messenger RNA of Cicer arietinum (chickpea), 753 nucleotides long. RefSeq lists its product as uncharacterized. Lineage: Eukaryota; Viridiplantae; Streptophyta; Magnoliopsida; Fabales; Fabaceae. The record is from RefSeq and is a predicted model, not a curated record.